Astyanax mexicanus (Mexican tetra) is the source of this 4035-nucleotide messenger RNA. RefSeq names its product src-related kinase lacking C-terminal regulatory tyrosine and N-terminal myristylation sites (gene srms). The record is from RefSeq and is a predicted model, not a curated record. Bases 842 to 2320 code for a protein of 492 amino acids. The transcript has 8 exons. Gene Ontology annotation, cellular component: extrinsic component of cytoplasmic side of plasma membrane. Gene Ontology annotation, biological process: innate immune response; cell surface receptor protein tyrosine kinase signaling pathway; protein phosphorylation. Gene Ontology annotation, molecular function: non-membrane spanning protein tyrosine kinase activity; signaling receptor binding; ATP binding. NCBI's taxonomy places the organism in Eukaryota, Metazoa, Chordata, Actinopteri, Characiformes, Acestrorhamphidae.
GCUAGCUGCGCUGUUACUGGUCGGGCUAAUACGCUUACACACUGCUUUUCUGCUAAGAAAGAAGGAAGAGGGGAACGCGGUCCUGAUGCCUCUCGCUCGCGUAAUGAGCGGCGGUGCACGCCGCAGUGGAGGAGCGAGAAAACGCGCUUUCAGCAGCCUGCACUCAUCUGCCGAGGAGGAUGCUCUUCGAGGGGCGCGAACUUGCAUCUUCCAUCUCUAUCUAUCCAUCCCUUUCAGUUCUUCUUUGGCGGCAUGUUUCCGCAUUCCCAGUGCGCUCUAGCUAACGUGAGUGUGGCUCUAUCCAUCCCUUCCCUACCCUACCUACUUACCUAUACACACACCAAACCGGUUUCACCUGAUCCUCCGCUGUGACUUCUUAGCUGGCUUGGCUUCCUCUCACAGCCGCGCUAUAACUGACUGACUGACUGACAAAAAGGAGGAAAAGAGAGAGAAAGAAAAGAAGGAAACCCUCGAAUGGACUGGGAUAACGUUAAGCCAUUCAUAAAGCUCAAGCAGAAGCUGUGGAAAAUAAGCGUGAGUGAGAAACUUCCCUCAGAAGAGGGAAAAAUAUGCUUAAAGUAGCUAACAUAGCUAGUUAAACUAACCAACAUAGCAAAUAAUAACCCGUAUGUGAACGUUAACCUAAAUCUCAAUGUAAAAUUCAAACGUAAGAUAACCUAACUAAGCAGCCGUUGGUCGCUAGCUAACCCUAACGUCUCGCGCCAGCUAUAACUAUAACUAUAUAGGCUAGGCUAAUUUUUUAAAGAAAUAUCCCCAACCGUCACUGUGGCUCUACGGCUAACCUGGCUAAUUCGGCGGGGCUCCGGCACACAGGCUGGGCAUGGAGGGCUGCUGCCGCGGUUGUAUGCCAUGUCUGAAGCGCCUUUGGGACUGGAUAUGGCCAGAGCUCCACUACCCGUCGCCCACCAUCCCCGAAAUCCGCACCGUUUCAGGUGACCUGCGGAUCCCCGCGCCCAGAAAGAAGCCUGUUCAGCUGUACGCCGCCCUCUUCGACUUCGAAGCCCGCAGCGAGGAGGAGCUGUCGGUAAGAGAGGGCGACAAGCUGUCCGUCAUCGAGAAGAGAGGAGAAUACGUGCUGGCCAAGAAGCUGACGGGCACCCUGGAGUCCGGCCUGGUGCCCGCCAACUACGUGGCGCUGGUACAGGACGAGUUCGCCAAGUACAAGUGGUACUAUGGGAACAUAAACAGGCAGAAAGCUGAGAAGCUGCUGUUGGCUACUCAGAAUAAACCAGGUUCCUUUCUGGUCCGAAUCAGUGAGAGCCACAGUGAUGAAUACACCAUUUCAGCCAGAAGCGACAAAAAUGUCUUCCAUUUCCGUAUUCACCGCUCUACAAUUGGUGCCUACUUUGUAUCCGAUAAGGUAUCUUUUGCCACUCUGGAUGAGCUUAUCAGAUACUACCAGAACAACCCCAGGAGCCUGGGGUGCCCGCUGGAUCAGCCUUGUGUGCAGCAGAGGGAGCUGUUUGACAUGGAACCAUGGGAGAGGCCGAGAGAAGAAUUCCAGCUGAGCAGAAAGCUUGGGGAGGGGCACUUUGGUGAAGUCUGGGAAGCUUUAUGGACUACCAAAAACCAGAGAGUGGCCAUUAAAAUGCUCAAACAAGAGGAUACUAAACUGGAUGAGUUUGUGAAGGAGGUCCAUGCUCUGAAGAAUCUUCACCAUCCGAAGCUCAUUCAGCUGCUAGCACUGUGCACAAGAGGAGAACCUGUCUUCAUCAUCACAGAACUCAUGACCAAAGGCAGCCUCAAGUCCUACCUUGCCACUCCUGAAGGACAGGUUUUGACCUCUGCUCAUCUCAUCUACAUGGCCUGUCAAGUGGCAGAGGGCAUGGCCUACCUGGAGGACCGGCACAUCGUGCAUCGAGACCUGGCUGCCAGAAACAUCCUGGUGGGAAGUGAGCUGGAGUGUAAAGUGGCUGAUUUUGGCCUGGCUCGUAUUAUAAAGGACAGUGUGUACACAGCCAGUAGGAAUACCAAGAUCCCUGUGCGUUGGACAGCUCCAGAGGCAGCUCUGCACCAGCGAUUCUCAGUUAAAUCUGAUGUCUGGUCAUUCGGAGUGCUGCUCUACGAGAUGAUGUCACGAGGGAAGAUGCCCUAUGAAGGUAAGAACAAUAAGGAGGUUUUGGAGAUUUUAGCAUCGGGCUACAGGUUGCCAAGUCCGAGUCGCUGCCCUCCCAACAUCUACCGCAUGAUGAUGGAGUGCUGGGCUGCGGAUGGCUCCAAACGGCCCUCUUUCCACGCCCUGCACAGCCAGCUAGACAACAUCUACUCCAGGAUCUACUACAAGACUAUUGAGGUGUAGAACCAGAGCCAUUAGAGUCAUGCACAUCAACAAGCUAUAGCUCUAAAGUAACUCAGAAGAGGAUGAACAGGUGCAAAAGACUUCACUCAAGAUUGCACUCUUCCUGAAUCUAUGUCUGAUGUCAAAUUGAUGGACGCUUCUUGCCAAAACGGUUUUAUUUUUUCCUCUCGUAUUUGCUAAUGAUGUUUUUAUUGAUUGUAUUGUAUUACAUCACGUGCAAUAAUGACUCUUCCUGUGGAGGAGAAAAGUGAGAAAAGAAAAAGAAGGGCAGAGAGCGGAUUGAAUUUACAGUGCCAGAUAUACUGUUAUCUAUACCCUGAGCAACAACAGCAUCAUGCUAAGUCAGUGAGGGCUCUGUAUGGGUUAUGUACAGAAUCCAUCAAAAGUUUGGACACACCUGCUUCAACUGUUUUUUUUUUUUUGUACCAUUUUCCACGUUUCAAAUAAGAUUUUAAAAUGAUAAAAGGCUAGUAAUUUAUAUAUCACAUUUCAUACAGUGAAAUGAAAGUGCUUUAUAUGACUAAAUAACAGAAUCAGCUUUAUUAUAAUCAGUCUUUAACAAUAUAUUUCAUUCCUAAAUAAAAAUGAUACAGAAAAUGGAUUUUUUAAAAGAUGUGCACUUGAAAAAUGUCUUAUCACAGUUUUUCCUUUUAUAUUUUGGAAAUAAAUGCAUACAUAUGCUUCAUACAAUAGCUCUUUAGAAAACAGAAUAAACAGUACAAAUCCCAGUGCUUCUACAGCAUCCAUGGCCAGAAAUAUAAGAGAAUAUACUCUUCUAUUUCUAUUUUUCCUUAAUUUCAUGCAAUGCUAACUAAUCAUGGGUGUCUGUUAACUCGGGUAUACUGAACUAGGCAAAGACAGAUGUGAAGGAGUCAUGUACAGACACAGAAGCAUCUGCCAGAGUAUUUGCCCGAUUCACACAAGAUAUGCAGAAGUCGAGAACUGAAUACUUGCUUAUCUGCUGUAGUAAUAUUUGAAGAUGGGUGUAAGUGUCAAACCGGUUUUGCCAGUCAAGCUUUCGUCUGCUCUUCUUUGAUUACGCCCUCGGUCUGAUUCCAGCUAACAGUUGUUUCGGUCUAGUUUUGCCCUGCAGCAGUAUCGGAUAUCCAAUCAGCAUUUGCUUAUGUUGGAGAUAUUCUUCGAAUCAGGUGUGUCCAAACUUUCAAUAUGUGUGUUGCAUUCCCUAACAGUAUUUAGCCGGUGUUGCCGUCUGCCGUUCAUGUGGACCUGCAGACACUCAGACGUUCAGGGUCAGUUUCUAGAAUAGGUAGGUCUAAUCCACUUUCAGGUGAGUGUUUUGUUUACCAGUGAUUCACCUGCCAACUGUGGAUGUUCUCACCUUGAACAAAAGUCAAGCAAAUGCAAAGACUGUUACACUGAAUGGAGCAUCUGUGGACAUUUAUUAGAAUUUUUUGUUGAUGCUCUGCUACUAAAAACUAAAAAAAAAAAAAAAAAGAAACCUAAAAAAAAAACUUGCUUGCAUCAGUUUUAGAUAUGCACUCCAAGCACUUGAUACUGUGUUACAAAAUUGAAAAGAAGGAGCCAUAAGAGUUACAAACAAACUCUCUUGCACUUCAUCUGGAUGCCUCAUACUCCGAUUCAUGGAAAUCAUUUCUGUGAUCGACGUCUUCCUAUUCAUGGGGUGGUGAGGUUGGGGGCAGGGGGUAUUACCGUGAACUUUGAAGAGAUUUUAAAAUAAAAUAUUUUUGAAUACA